Messenger RNA from Fragaria vesca subsp. vesca, 926 nucleotides. Its product is annotated as RNA polymerase II transcriptional coactivator KELP-like. The record is from RefSeq and is a predicted model, not a curated record. Gene Ontology annotation, biological process: positive regulation of transcription initiation by RNA polymerase II. The transcript is spliced from 3 exons. Gene Ontology annotation, molecular function: DNA binding; transcription coactivator activity. NCBI's taxonomy places the organism in Eukaryota, Viridiplantae, Streptophyta, Magnoliopsida, Rosales, Rosaceae. Bases 151 to 630 code for a protein of 159 amino acids.
GAGGGAGUCGGCAGAGAAUGAAAACGUCACCCCUAAAUACACACAGAAAUCGACGCCAGCAAGACUACUGAGAGCUCUGCCUGCUUCUUUUUUCCCCAAUUAGGCAAAGAAACAGUUAGCGCACCACAUUCUCUGACCUCGAAAACAAUCAUGGAAACGGAAACCCAACGCAAAAUCGACGAAACGGUGCGUCGUAUUCUGGAAGAGUCCGACAUGGACCAAGUCACCGAGUCCAAGAUUCGCAAGCAGGCUUCCCAGGAGCUCGGACUCGACCUCAACAAGCCUCCCUUCAAGGCCUUCGUCAAGCAAGUCGUCGAGUCCUUCCUCGACGAACAGCAACGCAAACACGAAGAAGCCGAGGAGGCCGAGGAGGACGAGGGCAAGCAGGAGCGCGAGGUCGACGAAAAUGGCGACAUCGUGAUCUGCAGGCUUUCGCAUAAGAGGAAGGUGACGGUUCAGGAGUUCAAGGGGAAGCCGUUGGUGUCGUUGAGGGAGUUUUUUACUAAAGAAGGCAAGGAGCUUCCUACUUCUAAAGGUAUAAGCUUGACAGAGGAGCAAUGGUCAGUAUUUAAGAAGAAUGUACCUGCUAUAGAGAAGGCCAUCCAGAAGAUGGAGUCACGGAUUAAUUGAGAAAUCUGCUGAACUUUUCAACUCCUUAUCCUUUGCAACAUUUUUCCUUGUCAGUUGUGUUGUAAGUGAUGACUCGGUUUUUGGUGAGUAUUUAGUUUAGAACUAGAACUGGUUUCUUAGUGACUUGUAAACAUCAUCAUCCGUUUACACAUUCAAGCAGUGCGACACCUUUACUAUCCUUCACAUAUGAAGUCAAAAUCUUGAUCCUGAGGGUUUCGUUUUUCAUUUUCUGUUUUUGUAUGUAGGAUGCUCAGUUUUCAGUUUUCCCUUUUCAAUUUCAGUUCAACGUUUCUAUG